This is a messenger RNA of Lottia gigantea (owl limpet), 180 nucleotides long. RefSeq lists its product as hypothetical. The record is from RefSeq and is a predicted model, not a curated record. The annotation marks the transcript as partial. Gene Ontology annotation, cellular component: proton-transporting V-type ATPase complex. The transcript has a single exon. NCBI's taxonomy places the organism in Eukaryota, Metazoa, Mollusca, Gastropoda, Lottiidae.
UUCGGCCAUGCCUGGGAUUGUGUCACCUUCUUUUCAACAGCUAUAUGGAUGGCUCUGUUCUAUGGGUUAAUAUUUAUUGCUAUUUUAUAUUAUGGGAUGUACAUGAUGUUUAAUUUGAGCACCAUGGAUAGAUUUGACGACCCGAAAGGAAAGACCAUUACUGUCAAUGUUAAUGAGUAA